GUUGCUUCGUUCCCUCGUCGAUAAUAAGUUGCUUUGUCUGGUCGUAGCUCAUGAAGUUGCGUAGCUCAUGAGCUCAGCAAUUUCUGCUUCUUCACAGGAUUCCCUCACGAAACCGGCGAUUUCUGUUUUAUUUUUUAAUUUGGCGAACUUCAAUCUGUGUACGGUGUUAUAUGGAAGGAAAUAGGAGACGCUCUUACCAUCUCUUUUGUAUCAUUUUGCGUACUGGGUUCACUCGCUGAGGAUUCGAAUUUGCAAUGGCUUUCCGGUUGGACCCUCACGAUGUCUCCGCCUUCAAAUUCUUGUUGUUCAUGGCGGUCUUGUACGGCCUCUUGUCGAUGCUGGCUUAUUCUGUCACUCAUAUGAAGUUUAUCAAGCCACUUGAAUUGGACGCGCCUGUCAAUCGCUUUUCAGAAGCCAGAGCGAUCGAACAUGUGCGAGUCUUGUCGAAAGAGAUCGAUGGACGUCAAGAAGGACGUCCUGGAUUGAGGAAAGCUGCUGAAUAUAUCAAGGGUCAGUUAGAAGUAAUAAAGGAGCGAGCUAGGUCCAGUGUCAGAAUUGAGAUUGAGGAAACCACUGUAAAUGGCUCCUUUACUAUGAUCUUUUUGCGGCAUGGCAUAGCUCUGGGAUACAGGAACCAUACAAACAUUAUAAUGAGGAUAUCAUCUAAAGAUUCAGAAGACACUGAUCCAUCAGUUUUAGUGAAUGGGCAUUUUGAUAGUCCACUUGGUUCCCCAGGCGCUGGAGAUUGUGGUUCAUGUGUUGCAUCAAUGCUGGAAUUGGCACGGCUAAUUGUGGACUCUAGUUGGGCUCCAACCCGCCCUGUUAUUUUCCUCUUUAAUGGUGCUGAGGAACUCUUCAUGUUGGGUGCACAUGGAUUCAUGAAGACGCAUAAGUGGCAUGAUACAAUUGGAGCUGUUAUAAAUGUGGAGGCAUCUGGGACAGGAGGACCUGAUUUAGUUUGCCAAUCUGGACCUGGUUCUUGGGCCUCUAAUGUCUAUGCCGAAGCAGCAAUAUACCCUAUGGCUAACAGUGCAGCUCAGGAUGUUUUCCCUGUUAUUCCUGGAGAUACAGAUUACCGGAUAUUUUCUCAAGACUACGGAAAUAUUCCUGGGCUCGACAUCAUCUUUCUUCUUGGUGGUUAUUUUUACCAUACCUCCUAUGAUACAAUAGAGAGAUUGAUACCUGGAAGCAUUCAGGCACGUGGUGACAAUUUGUUCAGCAUAAUCAAAGCUUUUGUUAAUUCCUCUAAGCUAAGAAAUAUCUAUCAAACAAAUUCCAGUGAAGUUACUGCAAGCACAUAUGAAGAUAAGCGGGCAGUUUUCUUUGACUAUCUCUCAUGGUUUAUGAUAUCCUAUUCCAGAAGAGUAGCUUGGAUUCUUCACAGUGUUCCUAUCUUCAUCUUCUUUAUCAUGACUUUCUUCCUGAUGCGUAGUCGGUCACGCUCAUGGUCAACAACUUUUUGUGAUUUUAUGAAAGGCUUUCUAAUUCAUACUGUAGGGAUUUUAUUGGGGAUUGUUUUUCCAAUCAUAUUUUCUUUAAUUAAAGUUCAGUUCUCUCCUCAGCCAAUGAAUUGGUUUGCACGUCCGUACUUGGCUUUCGUGAUGUACGUACCCGGCUCACUUAUUGGUCUUCUAAUUCCCAGAAUUGUUUGGAGACACUUUCCCCUGACUCAAGACAUUUUAGUGGCCAAGACGUCAAAAGAGGCACUAUCUGAUGAAGGAAGGUUCUGGGGAGCAUUUGGAUUUUAUGCUGUAUUAACUGUGGCUUACCUAGGAGCUGGAUUGAAUGGAGGUUUCUUAACUUUUGUGACAUCAACUUUCAUGCUUCCUGCAUGGAUGUCGUUCUGCUUAUCAGUGAAGUCCUAUGGACGCCAAUCUGUCAGGUCAACAAUGUUUUACAUGAUGCCUCUGGUUCCAUGCCUUGCAUACUCUGUUUAUUUUGGUGGCUUUUUAUCUGAGUUUGUAAUUGAAAAAAUGGGAAUGAUGGGUGCUCUUCCUCUGCCAUGGGGGGAAUAUGUUCCUGACUUUGUUGUAGCUUCGCUAAUUGGAAUCAUAACUGGUUGGUGCUUGGGUCCUCUAUUGCCUAUUUGUGGCCGUUGGUUAGCAAGAAAAUCUAUCUUGCAAUUUUUGUUGCAUCUUAGUGUGCUUGCAUUGGCAAUGUCAUCUCAAUUCUUUCCUUACAGCAUUUCCGCACCUAAGAGGGUUGUUUUUCAACAUACUUUUCAUACAACAGGCUCAAGUGAGAUCGUGGAAGCCACUUAUGAUUUUUCUGUGGUGGAUUCCAAUUCUUUACUUUUCCUUUUCAGACAUGCGCCUGAAGUAGCAAGGGAGUUGGAAGUUCCUUCUGAGUUUUCAUUUCAACCUGCAAUGAUGUCUAAACGCCAAAAUUGGAUGGCACUUUUUCCUGUUUCUUUUCUCUUUUCAAAUAGCCUGAAAUUCCCUGCUAAAGGGGAUGAGAUUUUGGAGAAGUAUGAAUUUUUUCCCAAGUUGUCUGUUCAGAAGUCUUAUUCUAACUCUACAAGUGGAAUGAAGAGAGUUUACUUGGAGCUUUCUUUAGGUUCCUUAGAAGAGGUCUGGGUUGCUGUUCUCAACAUCACUGGUCCUUUAUCCAGUUGGUCAUUUGCGGAUAAUGUUCUUCCAGCAACUGAAACGGCUGAUGGCGGCCCACCUUCAUAUAUAUUGCGACUUAGUGGAGCCAGUGACGAGAAUUGGAACUUCUGGUUGGAGGCUAAUGACUCUCAAGCAUUAAGAGUGGACCUCGCAGUAUUAGACCAAAAAUUGGUUGAACCAGCAAAGAGAUUGAAGGGUCUUUUCCCAGAGUGGGUUGAUGUCGUUGCCUAUUCUAGUUUUUUGUCAAGUUAUACAUUUCAAGUUCUUUAGGCAAGCCCUAUAUUGUAUGUGUACUAUUGGCAUCAGAAUUAUUCGGUGAUCAGUUUUGUAUACGGUGGUGACUGGUGAAUCAUAGUCUUGUAAAGGGUAAAAAUUGUGAAAUUCAUCGUUGCCUUGCUCUCAAA
Prosopis cineraria is the source of this 3013-nucleotide messenger RNA. RefSeq lists its product as uncharacterized. The coding region runs from base 255 to 2879 and encodes 874 amino acids. Gene Ontology annotation, biological process: proteolysis. Gene Ontology annotation, molecular function: metalloexopeptidase activity. The transcript has 21 exons. The record is from RefSeq and is a predicted model, not a curated record. NCBI's taxonomy places the organism in Eukaryota, Viridiplantae, Streptophyta, Magnoliopsida, Fabales, Fabaceae.